This is a messenger RNA of Aspergillus sclerotioniger CBS 115572, 1609 nucleotides long. Its product is annotated as TBC domain-containing protein. Gene Ontology annotation, molecular function: GTPase activator activity. The coding region runs from base 287 to 1528 and encodes 413 amino acids. Gene Ontology annotation, biological process: endoplasmic reticulum to Golgi vesicle-mediated transport; positive regulation of GTPase activity. Gene Ontology annotation, cellular component: endoplasmic reticulum membrane. Lineage: Eukaryota; Fungi; Ascomycota; Eurotiomycetes; Eurotiales; Aspergillaceae. The transcript has 3 exons. The record is from RefSeq and is a predicted model, not a curated record.
CCCAUAGAUACUUCACUGCCUGGAUUGCGACCCUGUCGAGGACUCUGGAUGGGCUGGCACCGGAUCGAACCCCAAUACUGAAUGUUGGCUAUUUUCGAGAUCUAACUAGGCAUAAGCCCUGUUCAUCGGUUGCAUCAAAGUAUAGACCACCCAUCGUUAUCGCUUAUGCAUCCGGAAACAUAGUAAUAAGAUCGUCAAAUUUGCUUAUUCCCUUGACAUUCCCUUCGAGAAUACAGAACAGUCAUUCCAGCAGCUCAGGGGAACUUACUGUCCAUUUCCGAUUAUAAUGGAGCAUCAAGCCGAAAAUAACGAAUCAGAGCAUACGGGUGCUGAAAAGGAACAGAAAAUUGCCCUUGAAGACGAGUCCCAAGAUGACGAGAUUGCCAGUCACGUAGCCGAGAAGGAGAGUGCCAUUCGUCAAGCAUGUGACUUUCGUGAUUUUGAUGCCUUAGUCUCUUAUGCCACCUCAGAAGGUGGCUUCCUGAAUGACGAUGUCCGGCGAUUAGCUUGGCCUAUUCUUCUCCAAUGUGAUCGACGUCGACAAGAUCUUGAUCUCACAGGGUGGGAUGAUCUACCGCCUCAUGUAGACGAAGAACAGGUUCAACUUGAUGUGAACCGGUCAUUCGUCUACUAUCCUGAAUGUUCUGAUGAGGAGCUGUCUACCAAGAAGGGCGAGCUAUCCAAGCUGAUCAAGCAAGUUCUGCGGUGCUUCCCCAUGCUCUGCUACUUUCAGGGAUAUCAUGACAUCGUUCAGGUUCUGUUACUAGUACUUGGUGGCCAAGAUGCUGCAGCCGCUGUUGCACAGAUUUCUCUUCUCAGGAUAAGAGAUUACAUGCUGCCGUCUCUGUCACCGGCGCUGAAACACCUACAGCUGAUUCCAGCGAUAAUCGAAAGGGCCGACCCUGCGCUACAGCGUCAUCUCGCAGAGAUCCAACCUUUCUUCGCGCUUGCCGCAACUCUUACAUUAUACUCGCACGAUGUCCAAGAGUAUAGCGAUAUUGCGCGGCUUUUCGACUUCUUGCUGGCCCAGGAACCGGUGGUCUCGAUUUAUCUCUUUGCAGCCAUUAUACUAUCCCGCAAGAAAGAGUUACUAGAAUUUUCGGUUGAUGAGCCCGAAAUGCUGCAUUUUACCCUGUCCAAGCUUCCGAAUCCCUUGGAUCUCGAUGGUCUGAUAUCGCGCGCGAUGCAACUCUUCGACGACUAUCCACCCGAGUCCUUGGCAUUCGGGGCUUGGAAGCGCAUUCCCGAUUGCAGUGUGCUCAAGUCUUCGCGAGAUCUUGUCAAGAUCCAAACAACGAAGGAGACGGUCGGGCUUUUCGAGAAACAAGUACGACAGCUACGCUACGAGGAACGGAAGGAGAAGACGAUUGCAUUCCUGUGGAGCCACAGAAGGGCGAUUGGCUCUGUGGCGGUCACCAUCUUUAUUGGUGCCAUGUCGGUUUGGAUAAAGAAAAGGGGAUUUGACAACACGAUAUGGGCGUAUGUCAGUAAAUUCCAUGGGGCAUUGCAAGCUCGCGGUUAUCUCUAAUUUCCUUGUUUUUCCGCUCAAAGAAAACAGACGGUUUGAGAAAAAACCGAAGAUGUAUGUAAAAUAGUGGACUUGAAUAAU